This is a messenger RNA of Lucilia cuprina (Australian sheep blowfly), 3923 nucleotides long. RefSeq lists its product as uncharacterized. The record is from RefSeq and is a predicted model, not a curated record. The transcript has 2 exons. NCBI's taxonomy places the organism in Eukaryota, Metazoa, Arthropoda, Insecta, Diptera, Calliphoridae. Bases 486 to 1979 code for a protein of 497 amino acids.
AGACAAAUAAUAAAAAGAAAACAUAGAAAAUUAAAACAGAAAGAAAGAAAAAAAAAACACGGAAUUUCUUACCACUAUUCUCUUGUUGUUGCUGUUAUUGUUGGUGUUAUUGGCUGUGAUUUGACAGUUUAUUGUUGUUAUUGUUGCUGUUACAUACUCAGUCGCUGUUAACAUCGCUGCUGGUGAUUUCUUCAAUCUAGUGUUGCUAUUUUUAAGACAGCUGUUAAUUUGUUUUGUUUGUUUUUAUUAUAACAAGUUGUUGUUGCUAUUACUACUCGUGUUGCUGUUGUUGUCAUGCUAAAUACCAGCAACAAAGUAGUGUCAUUUUUAAUUCUAUUAAAAUCGCCCUCAACUUAAUUGUUACAUUUAUGCCCCAGUUUAUGACUUCUUGUUACGACCAGCAAGCACAUCAAUCUGUGUCACCACUACUUCGACAAAUUUAUUUUCUUCUUUACUUCAUUAUCAAUCUAAUUUAGGCUCAAGAGAUGCAUGGCGUCAAAAGGGUUUUAAUCUUUUGCAUUUUGAUUGUGAUUUUACCGGCCACUUUGAUUGUUAUACCUUUAUAUUUGAGAAGAACCGUCUUCGCGGAUGUGGUUUAUCCGGUGGCCGAAUCGGAUAUUAUAGAGAUAAGAGAUGGCAUUUCUUCGAUAUUUUGCCAACAGCAUUCUCUUAAGAUGAGCAGUAAUUUUAAUGCCUUCCAGCUGGCGGGCAGACCCGAAAUUUCCACCAAUCACAAACACAUCAGAUUGAAGAAGUCCAUGACUUUGCCCGAUGAUACCUUCGAAUACUGGGGUUUCUAUUUGCUAAAGGGUGCAAGAGUACUGCUAAAAUUUUGCUCACGUUACGAUGGUGCUCGCAUGUUGGUGGUGAAGGGAGCUCGAGAAUUGGAUACUUGUGGUUUGUUGGAUCAUAAUAAAAAGAAAUUUGGUCCCAAUUGGAAUCAGAACCAUGAACAGGUGAAAGUGUUUUUUGAGGAUUUUGAAGUUAUCAAUGAAAAUAUACGCAGUGAUGAAUUGAUGAAUAGUACAGAUAUCUAUAAUGUUACCGAAAACUCCGAUCAUUUAAUGGAAAUGGAAAAUAGAGGAGGAGAAGAUUUAACAGAAGAUGUCGAGGAAGACGAUGAUGAAGAGGAUAGUGAGGAAGAAAUUACUACCACUACCACCGAAUUGCCUAAAACUACAAAAAUCAGGCGAAAGAAACUAAAGAAGGGUAAUCCUAAUGCCGUCAAGCAUCGCGAGAAUAAUGGCAAUAGCCUUAAGGCAAGUGAAGAAGAUAUAAAUCCUAUUAAACAAGUAAAUUCACAAGAAGAACUAAAUGUACCCAGACGCAGGCGAAAUUUACAACACAAAGCCUAUUUGGAACGACAUGCUCGAGAUCAUGAGCAGCGCAAACAAAAGGUAUACGAUCAACUGUAUAAACAUCGACCGAAACGCGAUCAUGUUUACGAUCGUAAAUAUACACAUGGUGGCAAUGCUAUGAACUUUACCCAAACCGAUGAGUCGAACUCAAUAUCAAGUUUUGAAAAUGGUCUGCUAGAGUGUUUCAAAACAAAUAAACUCUCUUUUGGCGACUUUCCACCCAUGGCCGAUUGUACAAAUCCCCAUUUUCUGGAGAAUGGUUCACAUCGUAUGUUGUCUAUACACGAAAUCGAUGCCGAUGGUUAUUACUAUUAUAUAUUCUAUAGUGACAAUGAUAUGGUACGCAAUGAUAUUCAUGCCAUAUUCGAUAUCUAUAAGCCCACCUUUGAGUAUUCGAAUUUAACUAACCAGCAGGCCUGUGUUAAUGCUACCAAUUGCACUUUUCCCAUUGGUUUUAUGUCCGAUGAGGUGGUAGUCGUCGAAGUGCCGACACGUGAUGGUAUCGAACAUGAAGAUGAUGAUAUCACGUAUUUGAUCUCAACCUGUCAUCCACGUCCAGAAAUUUACGCCAUAUUUCCUGUUUUAGUUUUGAUAUUAAUUCUCAGCUGUUCAUUUUUAUAGAAAUGGAAGGUCGGCUAAUGGAGUCAUUGAAAAGAAGUUUUAAGAGUUAAAGAAUUAUAAUUCAAUGGUGAAUUUAAGUUCUUGUGAGUGUUAGUGUGCCAUAGUUAGAGAUCGAAAGGUCUCUGGCAGUAUGUGAAGAUUUGAUGAUAUUUUGGAAUUUGGUGAAAUUGUAAAUCAUAAGUAAUCUAAAAUGAUUUCUAAUAUCUACAAUUUGUUUCCAAAGGCGUUUAAUAAUUAGGCAGAUAUUUUUUGGAAUCUCAAGGAUUACUAGUCGGAUUAGAAAACACAUUUAUCAGGGUCACAUCUUUCUGAACUUUCGUUCGAUAUUUUCAGAUAUGAUGUAGUUAUUCUAUCCGGUAUAUAAAAACUAUAAAAGGACCCAUAUUGAGAAAGUUUCCUGUUAGGUUUGGUUGAAAUGUGGAUAAAUGCUAUAUUGGAUCCAAAGAAAUAUAUAUUGACCGUUAUCCAAUCCAUUGAGCACUCUUUUUCAUGAAAAAUAUUGCAAUAAAUACCUUAUUAAGUGCUCUUUGAAAAUGUUGUCUCCAGAGCGUCAGAAAUCAAGAUUCCUGGACAUAAUUCUUUAAAUUUUUUUCUAAAAGAAAAACUUUAAUUAAUCUGUACUCCUCUUUGGGUCUCAAAACAGGAUAUAGUGAAAAUUAUCAAAGAACUGUUAAAGAAUUGACAAAAAUUAAGAAAAGGCUUCAUAUAGAAUUAAGUUUAGGUCCAAAUGAUAUCCUCCAUUCUACGACAGAUCUGAUAAUAUACCAGUAUACCAUGCAUGAUUAUACCUGCUCUGAUGUUCUAAAAAUCAAUGAAAGUUCGACAAUAUCAAAGCAAGAGUUCCAGACUUUCAUUGCCUUCUUUAUAGUUCACUAUUGGUCCUGUUAUGCGCUCUUUAAUUUGGAAUCUGUUGGCCUUUCUUUAAUAUAAAACCAAUUUUUUGUAAUUAUUUCUUAACAAUUUUCCAAUACUACUGAGGGAUAUUGCUCUCCAAGAUAUUUCGAUCUUAUUUAAGGAAAAUUUGAUAAUAACAAAGAAUGUAUUUCAAAUUUUCGUGUACAUGGAAAAUGCUCUUGGAAAAUCUUUAUAUAAUGCUCCUUGAAGGCAGUAUCAUUUGAUGUUCUAAAAGUCAGUUGUCUGAAAGUACUUCUCGAGAAUUUUUCAAUCAGAUUUUUGAUAUUUAUCGCUCCCACGAUAUUCACAGCUUAGACUGGCAGUUACAAAGAAAGUGCUGUAAGCCACUAUCGGGCACCAGUAGUGAGUGCUCUUCUUCAUAUAGAAAAUUCUCUUGGAAAAUCCUUAUUCAAAGUUGUGAAAGCCAGUUUUCUGAAAAUAUUUCUAUAGAUUUUUCCAAUCAGUUUUCUUGAUAUAUAUUGCUCUUACCAUAUUCAGAUCCAAGACUGACAGUGACAUAUAUAGAAAAUGCUCUUAGCAAAUCCUUAUCCUUAUCCGAUGUUGUGAAAGUCAGUUUUCUGAAAAUACUUAUUAUGAAUUUUUCAAUCAGUUUUCUUGAGAUUCAUUGCUCUUACCAUAUUUAGAUUUAUGAAUGACAGUUAUAAAGAAAGUGUUGUUCUUUAUAGGCCGCUAUCAGGUCUCCUUUGCAUGGAAAAUGUUAGUGGAAAAACUCUUAUAUAUUUCUCUAUGAAGGUCUGUUAAUGUCAACGACUUACUUCUUUAGAACCUAUAGCGAAGUCGGGGAAAUCUAUUUUAUGACAAGUCUGCGAUUAAGCCAUUGCUUGUAAGGCCUUUUGUAAGAAAUUUCCAUUAAUAAUUUGUAGAUUUGUUGCUUCUCUUGUUCUUUCCUUGAAAUUCUUAAAAAAUUACAAAAAUCAUCCAAAUUUUAAAAGCCUUUAGGAAUAUCAGACCAAAUAUCAUAAAAAUCUUCCCAAGAAAUAAAAAAAAUGUAUGGCAAAGUAAUAUUAAAGUAUAUUUAUUAACAAAAUG